Messenger RNA from Orussus abietinus, 4064 nucleotides. RefSeq names its product transport and Golgi organization protein 6 homolog (gene Tango6). Gene Ontology annotation, molecular function: protein binding. Gene Ontology annotation, biological process: protein secretion. The transcript has 9 exons. Bases 248 to 3028 code for a protein of 926 amino acids. NCBI's taxonomy places the organism in Eukaryota, Metazoa, Arthropoda, Insecta, Hymenoptera, Orussidae. The record is from RefSeq and is a predicted model, not a curated record.
CAUAUAAUAGGGAGAGAAUAGUAUAUUUUUCUGUAUAGUAAAAUCAUGCAAUACGUUUCACAUUAUUUACCUUUAAUUAUUGUACUUCGUAAAUAUCUAAGGAUCGGUUUCUACGAAGAAAAAAUGUGUGACAGGACUGUAUGUAUAUACACACAAUGCAUGUCUGUAAUGAAGAAUAUAUGAUUUAUAACAGUGUAGAAAAUAAAGAUUGUCAUAACAUGAAGCUGUAAAUAAAAGAACAUUAAAAAUGGCUUUACAUCAUUUUUUACAACUAUUGAUGGCAGAUGGAAUAGAAACAAAUGGAAAUGCUCUGUAUGACAAUAUGCAAAAAGCGAUUUUGCAAUUGCCCACGGAAAUACAAAUGGAAUUAAUAAAUGAUAGACAGAAGUAUGACUUAAGGUCUGAUUAUUUACAUGCAUUAUUAUUUGUAUUAAAAGAAUUGCCGAAAAGUCUUGCAUGUAGUGAUACAUUCUUAACUGUAAAUCAAUUUCAAAAAAUAAAAUCGGCAGUCGAGGUGAUAUCAGAUAUUGGAAUUACUCCUUGCCUGUUACCUGGCGUUGGAAUAAACUUGAAGAAAGUAGAUUCUCAAAAUAAUGGAGGUCUUCAGAAGUCUCUGACAGAAUUUCAGAAAUAUACGCAAUUGUCGCAUUGUAUCAAUAUUCUUGUGGAUUGUUACAAAGAAGUUGCACUGCGCCCAGCUCUGAUAAAUGAAAUUGGAUCCAUAAUUGCAGCUUUGUUACAAUUAUCACACGUUCCAUUAAUGAAACCUAUACCAGAUGAUAAAUUGAUUGACCAGGCAGAUAAACAAGAUGUACAAUUUAAGAUGACAUUUGCCCUGUAUAAACAAUUAAUGAAUGAUCAGAAAGAAUUUAGUAGCAAAUUACAGUACAUCAUUGAUGAAUGUCCAAAAUCUGUAAUUAUGAAAUAUAUGCUGAUAAUUCUAGGUUUACCCAAUGCACCUAAUUGGCUUCGUAAACACACAAGGAAGUAUUUAAUUGAACAAAUAAUGCAACCUAAUGGAGUAAUGUCUUUAAUGCUGGCAAUGUGUGAAGAUACUUUGGAUAUUGGUACACACUGGGAUAAAAUAGAUACUGCGGCAAAAUUAAUCACAAUUCCACAUACCAGUUACUCCAAUAGCUACUAUGAUUCCAUAUGCCCACAGCUAAUUGAUAUUUUAUCAUCAAGAAAUAUUCAACAUGGACCAACUAUAGCAAAUUGCUGUUUUACAGCAUUGUAUGAUUAUAAUCCUGAUAUUUGCAAAGAAAAAAUCGUUCGUGUCAUAUGUGCUCCUCUCUUGGUAGAAAAACCAAAUAUUGAUGGUUCCAGUGUAGAAGAAAAGGAAUGUGAACUAACUAAAUGCAUAGAGAAUCUUUCAAAUUGUUUCGUGUCUACUGAAGCUAAGUUUAAGCAACUGCCUUGCACAGUUAUUGCAGAAGUGGCGGUUCCAUUAUUUUAUUUAUAUACUGUAGCCCGUCGUGGAGUUUCCGUGUUAAAGAAGAAAGUUGGGGAACUUCUACUUCAUUUGCUUCAAGAAAAGGAACUGCGAGAAAAUAUUUUUUCCGUGUUCCUAGACCAUGAUAACAUAAAAUGUUCAUACAAUUUUGGAGAAAGGUUAUCGUUUACUUUUGGACCUUCUGGGGGAUUCAUAAUAAGUAAAGAAAAGGAGAAACCUAGCCAAGAAGAAUUAGCAGAUAGUCUUUUUGAUUUAGUACAUAUGAGUAAACCUUUAUCAUCUAGCUUAUUUAGUUAUCUACUAAAAUCACUGUCUAGUCUCACUGACAUUCGAGCAACUAAUAGUGGGAGUUGUCUUGUUGCGACUGAGCAUACAGUAUGGAAAAAAAUAACUGCUGCUAAACUCCUAUGUCAACUUGGUAAUACAUCUGCAAUACAAGAAGCACAAAUCGAAAAUCCUGAAUCAUUGCUCAUAUUUAUUAAAUCUUUAUUCCAUCAAGAGACAGAUAAUGUUAAGUCCAAACAACUAAUAGAUUCAGAGGACGAUAAUUUUGAAAUAUUAUACACCAGCUUAAUACUUGUAAAGAUUGUAUUAACUGGGACCAAGAAACCAAAAAAAUGGGAACCGUUUGAUGAUCUUGCACAGUUUCUAAAUAAUAGAUUCAAGGAAACAUCAUCGGAAGUGUCAUCUUUAAUACAGGAGGUGCUUUCACUCAUUAAACUACGAGGUCAUCCAAAACGGAAGCAUUAUGAAGAUUUAUCAGUAGAUAAUGAAAGUAUUGAUGAAUUUGAAAAAGCAUUAAAUAAUUUAGCUGAUCCAUUACUUCCCGUUCGUGGUCAUGGUUUAAUAUCGCUCACAAGGUUGAUUGAAGCAUCUAAUACUACAGCUCUAGCUAAGAAAAGUGUUCUACUAUGUUUUUUCCAAGAAAAUUUAAAACACGAUGAUUCAUUUAUAUACCUAGCAGCUGUCAAUGCUCUUACUGCACUUGCUAUGAAGUUUCCUGCAGAUGUUGUGGAGAUUCUGGUACAAGAGUUUAUUAACAUGCCUCAGCGAAAUUUGACGACUGAAGUCUCUUCUGAAAACAGAGCGAAACUUGGAGAAAUUCUCGUUAAAGUAACGAAGGGUUUAGGUGACAUGGCACCCGUAUAUAAGAACAUACUGAUAAAUGCUUUCUUGUGCAGUACUCGUGAUGAAGACCCCUUAGUGCGCUCUUCGAGCCUUUCAUGUCUUGGAGAACUUUGCAAAGUCCUAGGAUUUCGAUUGGGUCACAUGACGAUCGAGGUCUUAUAUUGCAUUGGGUGUAUAAUAAAGACUGAUAAGGCUCCAGAAUGUCGAAGGGCUGCAGUUUUGGUUGUAACACUUUUAUUCCGAGGUCUUGGAAAAGCUGUUUUGACGGAUAUUGCGAAAGAUCUAGUAGAUAUAUAUCGUGGACUGAAAAACCUGCGGGACAAUGAUAACGAUUCUGUAUUACGUCUUCACGCUCAGUUGGCCCUUGAAGAGCUUGACGAUAUUGUGCGUGAUUUCUUAUUUGCUAAACCGUUACUUGAGAAAAAAAUUGUAAUGGAACUAUCAUAAUUACUUUAUUUAAAACUGGUGAGAUCUAUCAUAUAUCACCUAUCGUACGAAAACAACUCGUCACACGUUUGCAUGUUAACGUCCUUAAAGUGGUAUGAAAUGGUCACCCCAUAUCUGAAAGGCCAACCCGUUUGUGAAAGUAUUCUCUGAAUUGGGUGUACCAAUUCAUAUCAAAUGUUACCACGUGAAUACGGAGGUCCUAAGGUAGGUUCUGGAACUUGCGAAAUUUCAUUAAAAAAAUUUUUUCUUCAUUUAUCAUUAAUUAGAACCAACGUGACAUCGACAAUGCACGUUUUUAAUGUUUUCACUGUUUGAAGGUUAGAAAAAUUAAGAGUUUCAAGACCUAGCUCAAACAAUUUAGAAUACUAUUGAAAUGGAAUAUUACAGAGUCAGGUGGGAAAAUAUAGAAAAUACUUUCACAAACAACAAUUCUUUGCAACAAUUCUUAGUCAUAGAGUGUGAAGUCGACAAGUGUACAACUUUCCUGACAUGGACCUUUUCUGGUUUUUAUUAGUGAUUCUAUGAAACAGUACCGUAAAUGUUGAACGAGUAACAGUAGAGAACAUGUUGAACUGACAUGAUAGAUUCGUCGGCUGCCAGUACGGAUCUUCAAUUAUUAUUUAUAUUUUUUCUGGGAAGUAGUUUAAAAAUUUGGUUUCGCAAGAAAAAUUAUAUUUUCGAAAGGCUGUGAUUUCAUCCAUUCAAGUUAUUUAAAGUACAUUCUGUGCAAACAAUUUUAGGUGCGAAAUUUCCCCACUUCCAGCAGAGUGCGAAGACAGAAAAAUAUGUACUAUUCCUCCUUAAAGAAUAACUAUGUAUUUAGAAUUCUUUAAAAAAACCGGUGUACCCACUAAUGUAGUAAAAACUGUUUUAUUUCAGAUAGAAAUUUUCUUAAUUCAAAAUUAUUUAAGAAAAAGUAAUUCAUAAGGCCGAUUUAUUAACUAUCCACAAAGACCAUCACCUGAACAUAUUGAUUAAUAUAAUAAUAUGUAUUUUUUAAAACUAUUUUGAAAUAUAAAAUGUUAAGACCUUUCAA